Messenger RNA from Macrobrachium nipponense, 2478 nucleotides. Its product is annotated as uricase-like. The record is from RefSeq and is a predicted model, not a curated record. Gene Ontology annotation, biological process: purine nucleobase catabolic process; urate catabolic process. The transcript is spliced from 6 exons. Gene Ontology annotation, molecular function: nucleic acid binding; urate oxidase activity. Gene Ontology annotation, cellular component: peroxisome. NCBI's taxonomy places the organism in Eukaryota, Metazoa, Arthropoda, Malacostraca, Decapoda, Palaemonidae. Bases 1 to 1446 code for a protein of 481 amino acids.
AUGCUGACCGGGAAUGGAGGACACCUUCAACAUUUAUGUGCCCAGUGCACCUCAUGUGAUGAACAUGCCCCUUCACUGCCUCCCGAAUCAAUAGUGCAAAUGCCCGAACAGAAUACCCCUUCCGGCAGGUCUUCACAGAUAUGUUCAGAUAGAAGACAAUGUAUACAUGGUAUAAGCAGACAGACUAACUGGGUGGUUAGAAGUAGCUCACUUCCCCAACGGCACCACAUAUACAAAAUAAGCAAUCAUUUCGAUCCUAUUUUCAAGUUGGAGGCCCCAGAUCAAAUAUCAACUGACGGAGGUACAAACUUAGCCAGUGAGGAGAUGGAGGCCUUCUUCAGGAGAUGGUUAGUCAAGGUCCAUCUGUCAUCAGCCCAAUACCCUGAGUCCAAUGGCAGGGCAGAAGCAGCUGUCAAAUCAGCAAAGGGCCUCCUCCAAGAAAACACAUCAAAAGGUGGAGCCCUCGAGUCAGACAAGAUGGCAUGGCGUCAACACGCCUCUCAUGGAGAUCAACGGGUUGCUAGCUGCGUGACGGGGUACCUACAACUAAAAGAAUGGACGAAUACCAGUGGAAUCGACCGUGGCUACGGUAAAAACAACGUGAAGAUCUUGCACGUACGGAGGGAAGGCGUCGUGCACUCGAUCAAGGAGUAUGAAAUCAACACACAGCUGACUCUCAACAACGACAAAGAUUACAUCUUCGGGGACAAUUCGGACAUCAUUGCUACCGAUUCCCAGAAGAACACCGUCUAUAUCUUGGCCAAAAAGCACGGAAUAGUUUCCCCAGAAGACUUCGCUCUGCUUCUGUGCACUCAUUUUUUGAGCAAAUAUCCAUACGUAGAGAAGGCCAAGAUUGACGUUGACGCUUACCCUUGGCGCCGGAUCGUGUCGGAAGGGAAGGCCCACAACCACGCCUUCCUCUUCUCACCUGAGAUCCAACAUACUUGCACUGUCUCCCAGAGGAGAGGAGGCUCCGCUGCUAUCAACGGACUCACGGGGAUGAGAGUAUUGAAAACCACCCAGUCAGCGUUCGUGAAUUUCGUCGACGACGAGUUUCGUUCCCUCCCGGACAUGAAGGACAGGAUCUUCUCCACAAUCAUCACGGCAAGCUGGCAGUACAACACCGUUGACGGCGUCGAUUUCGGCAAAAUUUGGGCGAAUGUGUACAAACUAGUAAUCGACAAAUUUGCUGGUAAUCCCGAUACUGGCAUAUUUUCUCCCUCAGUUCAGAAUACCAUCUAUCUCCUCCAAAAGGCGGCGUUGGAUGAAAUCCCCGAGAUUUCGAAGAUCAGCGUCACUAUGCCCAACAAGCAUUACUACACGGUGGACCUGAGCAAAUUCCCCGAAGUGGGAAGUCUGGAAAACAACGAAGUCUUCCUUCCCAUGGACAAACCCGCUGGGAACAUCACGGCUGUUCUUGGAAGAGCUACGAAGUCAAAACUGUAGAUAUCGUUACUUCUGGGCUCUUAAAAAAGUUGAGAAAUUACCAUGCACAGUAGGCGUAAGGCUUCAUUGUUAAAUAGGAGUUUGUUGUUAGGUAUCUGCUUUCAGGUUCGAUUUAUUUUACUGUGAUCCACCUAUGUGUUGUUGACCCGGGAAUAAAGUACCAAUUAUUAUUACAAGGUGAAAGAUUGUUGAUUUCGUCAUCCAUGUUUUUUAUUUUUAUUUUUUUUAUUUUGAUACUCACUACAAUUUGUAGCAAGAUCUACUAAACGAACCAUAGAACAUUAUAAUUCAGAAUAUCCAGGAUCUACAAAGCAGUUCGAGAAGACAGCAUAAGCAAGCUACUAUGUUGCCAUACAUAGUGUUUACAAAGUCAGCCUCAGCAACAAAAAUAUCAUCUUGGUCUUCACAGGUUAUAAGAAAUUCUGCUUUUGAGGAACCGUCUAUGAUGAAUCAUUCUCUGUCAAAGGAUAUUCAAUUCUUGUCAAAAGAAAAUUGAAUGACAAUGAUGAAUUUAACGGGUGACAUCAAACACAUUACUAGGCUUCUGUGAAGUCGACUGAUCACUAUAAUUAUAGUAGAUUAUAUUAGUCGAACAGUUAGAAGUUAUGGGGGGGAAGUGAGGAAACUAGUUAGAAAAGAAAAGAGAUUCAGAGAUAAAACUCCUUGCUUAUUGCAAAGUUACACAGCUUGUACAACUCGAUGUGUUCUGUUCUCUAUCAGUAGAGAACAGUAAACAGAAAUUGCGCCUUGUAGAUAAUAAUAUUUGAUCAGUCCGUAUACGGACUCGCUUGCUGGUUCUAAUGUAAUAACUCACAAAAAUGAUAAGUACAAAAAACAGAGGGGGGCCCUGUAAGGCAAGUUGGUGCUAUCCGUCGUUAAUGGAUGGAUGUAAUGAUUAUAGAUUAAGGGAACAAAAUAAUCUUGCUUUGCUAAAACCAAUCGAGCUGAAAUAAUUUCUUAACCCAUGCCUGUGCAAUGUGCCUUCAGUCGUACGUGUUCAUAAUAAACCAAUUUAUCCUUUAUGCAAUCAGA